Messenger RNA from Dipodomys spectabilis (banner-tailed kangaroo rat), 825 nucleotides. RefSeq names its product calcium binding protein 2 (gene Cabp2). Gene Ontology annotation, molecular function: calcium ion binding. Bases 65 to 736 code for a protein of 223 amino acids. The transcript is spliced from 7 exons. Lineage: Eukaryota; Metazoa; Chordata; Mammalia; Rodentia; Heteromyidae. The record is from RefSeq and is a predicted model, not a curated record.
UGUCACUGGGAGCGGCUGGGGGCCAGCAGCAUCUGUGGCAUCUGCCUGGGGACUCUGGCCUGGCAUGGUUCGGGGGGCCAUGGGGAACUGUGCCAAGAGGCCUCGGCACCGAGGGCCUAAGGACGCCUGGCCGUGGCCCGGCUCCCCCCUGGGGGGCUCCCACCCCCGGCCCCACCCCCGCCCCCACCCCGAGGAGCAAGGGGGCGCCCAGGGCUACUCCGUGCUCGGCAGCCUGGUGGGGCCAGCCUGCAUCUUUCUUCGGCCCAGCAUCGCCGCCACCCAACUCGACCGGGAGCUGCGGCCUGAGGAGAUUGAAGAGCUGCAGGUCGCCUUCCAGGAGUUUGAUCGAGACCGGGAUGGCUACAUCGGCUGCCGGGAGCUGGGUGCCUGCAUGCGGACGCUGGGCUACAUGCCCACGGAGAUGGAGCUCAUCGAGAUCUCCCAGCAGAUCAGUGGCGGGAAGGUGGACUUCGAAGACUUUGUGGAGCUGAUGGGUCCCAAGCUGCUGGCAGAGACGGCAGACAUGAUUGGGGUGCGGGAGCUGCGGGACGCCUUCCGGGAGUUUGACACCAACGGGGAUGGACGCAUCAGCAUCGGGGAGCUCAGGGCAGCCCUCAAGGCCCUGCUGGGGGAGCGGCUCAGCCAGCGGGAGGUGGACGAGAUCCUCCAGGACAUGGACCUCAACGGAGACGGCCUGGUUGACUUUGAAGAAUUUGUGCGGAUGAUGUCUCGCUGAACCUGCAGAAGCUGGAAGCACUAGAUAGGACUUGAGGACCAUGGCGCCUCUGCCCAUUCCUUGAAGUCCAUCCUGUCCAGUCCUUCCCU